AUGUAUGUGCUUUGCUUCCGUAUGAGAUCCAUGGUGAUUGUUCCUCGUCUGAAAUCACAACUUCUUCUCAUGGGUAUUGAGGAAAUCUUGCGGCAUCCAUUGAAUGCAUUAAGGGUGUGCCUUCCAUCCAUAGUAGAGGAAUUUCUUGGGCAGGCCAAAGCAGCUCGGCUUUUUUCUUUUUCUGAGACCUUUGUUCUUGAUGGUUUGCUGGAAUCAGAACUUUCCAGGGCUUUUGGUGGAGUAGAAAGGCUUGACAUGUUCUUCCCAUUUGACCCAUGCUUAUUGAAGAUGUCUGACAGAUUCAUCCGGCCAAUCUUCAUUUACUGGUCAUUGGUCAGGCCUAAUUAUUUUGGUGGCGAAGAUGAUGAAUUAAGCAGUGAUGAAGAUGUUGCCGAGGAUCGGUUUUAUAGAAACAAAAUGAAUGUUGAGGGUGGUAUAACUGGCACAAGCUUUGACGAGGAUGAUGGAAUCGGCAGAAGUUUUGAGGAGGAUGAUCCUGAUCUUGAUGAAUUUGACUAUUCACUGAACAAAAUGUCCAUCACACCCAAGAAUUCCCUGAAUUACACGUUCGAAGGUCAACUACAGCGACGUAUGCAGAUGCCCUCUAGAAUUAGACCCUCCACAAGUCCCGAGUCCUUGUGA
Messenger RNA from Ilex paraguariensis (yerba mate), 642 nucleotides. Lineage: Eukaryota; Viridiplantae; Streptophyta; Magnoliopsida; Aquifoliales; Aquifoliaceae. The record is from the annotation of a GenBank genome assembly.